Molecule: messenger RNA, 5262 nt
Organism: Elgaria multicarinata webbii
Lineage: Eukaryota; Metazoa; Chordata; Lepidosauria; Squamata; Anguidae
Gene: SLAIN2
Product: SLAIN motif family member 2
Exons: 9
Coding region: 23-1960 (645 amino acids)
Biological process (GO): positive regulation of microtubule polymerization; microtubule nucleation; cytoplasmic microtubule organization
Cellular component (GO): microtubule plus-end
Source: RefSeq, a predicted model, not a curated record
CCGGGUGGAGCCGUGGGGCGCCAUGGAGGACAUUAACUCCAACGUGAACGCCGACGCCGAAGUGCGGAAGCUGCAGGAACUGGUGAAGAAGCUGGAGAAGCAGAACGAGCAGCUUCGCAUUCGCAGUGCUGCUGGGGCUCCGGGCGGCAGCCCGAAGCGGCUGCUCAGCAGUAACAGUGGCGGAGGCUCGGGCGCUUGCACGCCGCCACUGCUCCUGACGCCGCCGCCUCUUGCUGCAGCCCACGGAGCUGCCACUAUCGCCCCGCUGUCACCUUCCUCGUCGUCUCCCGCCGUCAGGAGCAGUCCGUUGCUGCUGGGGCUCGAGAACCGCUGCCUCAGUCCCAAGGCCGGGCCCAGGCGGCCUCCGCCGAGCGAGGAGAACGGAGGAGGAGGAGGCAGCUUGGCGGCGGCAGAGGUUGCAGCAGGGGGAGCCGGAGAAAAUGCCAGCCUCCUGGAUGAAGUGGAGCCGCUGAGGCCCGACGAGCUGGAGCGACUGGCCGGCUGCGAGGAAGACGAGACGGGCUGGUUGUAUACAUCACCAAAGAAGAAAGUUGCUCCAGUGCAAAAAUCUAUUAGUCCACUAGUUUGGUGCAGGCAAAUACUGGAUUACCCAACUCCAGAUAUUGAAUGUGCUAAAAAAUCAUUGAUCCACAGGCUUGAACAGACAAUGUCAGCCCUCAAGAGACACAGCCUCUAUAGUAAUCCAUUCAGCACUGUCAAUUACACAAACUCCUAUAGUCCAAAUGCUGGCAGCCCCUACAACAGUAGCUUCAACUCUCCUUCCUCCACACCAGUGAAACCUCCUUUAGUAAAACAACUCAUACUUCCUGGCAACUCAGGUCACUUCAAAAGUUCAGCAGAUAGAAAUCCUCCACUUAGCCCGCAAUCCUCUAUAGACAGUGAAUUAAGUGCUUCAGAAAUGGACGAAGACUCAAUUGGAUCAAAUUACAAACUGAACGAUUUAACAGAUGUGCAAAUUUUAGCUCGGAUGCAAGAAGAAAGUCUCCGACAAGAAUAUGCAGCUACUGCUUCUCGGCGUAGCUCUGGUUCUUCAUGCAGUUCAAUGAGGCGAGGAACAUUUAGUGACCAAGAACUUGAUGCACAGAGCUUAGAGGAUGAAGAAGACAGCUGCCAUCAUGCAGUGCACCCAGCGGUUAACCGGUUCUCUCCAUCCCCACGUAAUUCACCACGGCCUUCACCAAAGCAGUCCCCAAGGAAUUCUCCCAGAUCUCGAUCGCCUGCUAGAGGAAUAGAGUACAGUAGAGUGUCACCCCAGCCUAUGAUUAGCCGCUUGCAGCAGCCUCGUCUUUCACUUCAAGGCCAUCCCACUGAUUUACAGACUAGCAGUGUCAAAAAUGAAGAAAAGCUAAGGCGUAGUCUUCCAAACCUGUCCAGGACAUCUAACAUCCAAGUUGAGUCUGUGAAAAACAGUAGAAGUGACUCAAACUUUCAAGUGCCAAAUGGAGGGAUACCUCGUAUUCAACCUCAACCCUCAUCCACUCUGCAAAGGCAGAAAAAAUUGCCCCGUGUUGCCUUCAAAAACAAACAGCUACUUCCUACUCCAGCUACCAAAGGAGUUCCUUCUCCCAGUAAAUUCCGGUCCCCAGCAGCACCAUCUCCUCUGGCUCUGAGACAGCCGGUAAAAGCAUUUAGUAACCAUGGACCUAGCUCUGCUGUUUCAGAAGCCAUCCAGCUUCCACACAGCAGCUCUUCACCAGGGCCUUUAGCAGCUCCCAAUUCAGUCUCUCCAAGCCCAGCCAGCAGCAUCAACAGUGCUACGCUUACAAGACCUGCAGGGACAACAGGGAUGAGGAGUGGUUUGCCAAGACCUAGUGCCUCUUCCAGUGGGGGCAUACCAGUGCCUCGCAGCAAACUUGCACAGCCUGUUCGCAGAACAUUGCCAGCUCCCAAAACCUAUAGCAACAUGAAAGAUGAAAGCUGGAAGGAUGGCUGCUAUUGAACAGCAAAGUUACAUUGCUCAGCAGGUACUCCUUCACCAGGCUAAACGACAGAUCAGUAUGCAGACUGAUCAGAUAAGACUUGGGGGGGUUGUAAAUCCCCAAACCUCUCUGUCCUUAAUUAGCACAAGCUGGCAGAGAUUAUAAAACAGCACUUUAAUGACAUUAACAUCAGAUACUUGGUGAUCACUCAAAUCACUUUUAUGUGAUUUACUUCUCACCUCUGGCGCUCCCCCCUCCCUUUCCCCGGCUUCCUAAAAUUGUCAUAAAAGCUCACAGGGAUACAAUGGCCAACAUUUGGGCAAAUACCUAAAAAAAAUGCCAAAGACAUAUACAUUUGAAAAAGCAGCAUGUAAAAUUGUAAGCAAAUAUUUUCUAAAACAUCAUACAUGACUUGAUUGGAUUUAAGGAACAAGGAAUUUUUGGAUAUGUAUUAUUGGAAACGUUAACAUUAUUAAUCAAAGCAAAAAAAAAAAGAUUUCAAAGUGCUACUUUGCUAGUGAGAUUGUUUUAAACAAUUGUGGAAGAUUUGGAUGGAGAAACUGUUGAGUCAUGGUAGAACAAUUGUCUCUGUACUCCCCCCUAAGGGAGUGGUAGGGAAGCUAUGCCAUUGUUUUAUACCAUUUAAACAGUCUGGAAGCAAUAGGUUCCCCAAAUAUGGGUGGGAUAGCUUACAUCCUUUUAUGUUGACAUGACAUAUCUGGUUUGUGUUAUUUUAUUUUGAUUGCCAAAGGGCUUAGUAUCAGUUGUACAAUCUUUCUAAAUCUAGCAGUUCCUGGCUCAGGAAUUGAUGGCCUUUGCUAUUGCAGCCACAUUUUUAACACACAACUCACACUAUUUUGAGAAGUCAUUUUUUAGAACAAAUUUCCUUGAAAAGGAAAGAGAGUAUCCAUUAAUAUAUCACACCACAGUGCUUGCAGCCUGGAACUCAACUGAACAUGCCUAUAGAUAACAUGAAGAAAAGACAACUAUGCACUUGUAACCUAGAGAUUCUAAGGAAAUGAGUUGUACUGUUGAUACCAAAUGAUAUAUUCAUGUGAGUAAUGUUUUAAUGAGGGAAUCUUCUUUAUCCUUUUAAAAAAACUGAUUCACUUCCUAAAUUUGUUUUUAAUUGUAAAUACUUCUACUGAAGUUAUCGCCCAUGUUAGUAUCUUAACUAUGUACUUUGCCUUACACCUGUAUUUUGCAUUGUUGGUAAAAGAUUUGUUUUUAAAGCCUGCCACAUAUGUUUACAAGGUAUUUAAUUCCUCUAGUGGCUGUCAGAGUAACCAGUACUUAUCAUUUUUUUUGCCUAUCCUUGUUGGCAGAGUACCCUGCCCAGCAGAAAACUGCUACUAUUAACACCUAAAGCCCACCCAACCACCCCUUUUUAGUUUAGUGCUGCAUUGGAAGACUGAAGAUGUGUUAUGUGAAGACAACGGGUUGUGGGAGCAGGACAAUGACAAGAAAACACCUUUAUAGGGGAUGUGAGGGCAGUCUCUCAGUAUAGCAUGUGGCUGUAAUUGUGCAGCACUUGCUAAGUAUGUAAUGAAACAAGAAGAUGGUCAGGAUACCUUUUUUUGUAAUAACUGAAGAAUUGAGCAGACUCUGUUGGAGUGUGUGGUAGGUUGCCUUUUAACCUCCUUUAUGCCUGCCUCUUAAAAUACGCUCUUCAAUUCUUGCAACAAAGGGUAAUUGAUUUUGGAAUUGCAGUCCUCAAAUUUUUAGCUAGCCUUCAUAGAUGAGUGGAUUAAAAGCCAUGCAAUUUUUACUUGAAUUGGAAAAGUGAGCAAGGGUGGGAUAGGACCAGAUACUGGCUCCAACAGUUUCAUCACCAAGAAGUAAGCUUUUAUUCAUUAAAAGAGGGCCCUUUCCUAUGACCAUGUUUUAAGUCAUGGGAUUCCUACUGUGGGAAUCUUUAGGAUGCUGAUUUUUAAAGGCACAACGUGGGUUCUUUUAUGCAUGAAUCAACUGCCAAGAAAGACAUGCCAUGCUGUGCCACUUUCUGAUUCUCAGCAAAACCAGGUCUUAGAAAUAGACAUGUACGGAAAUCUUUCCCACACUACAUUUUUAUACAGUGGAAUACUUGAACUGCUGUGAAUCACAAGUACAGUGUGGGAAGUGGCACUCCUUUUAAUUGUAAAUGUUACUGCUAAACAUUUCCCCUGAUCUUCACAUUCAGUUCGAUCAAAAUUUACUGAUCUGGUUCGUCUUCCUAAAUCAGUGUAGCCAAUAAUCUGCAGAAAAAUUGAGACAGGGGUUAAACAGAGCUGUGUUGUGCUGUAAUUCUCUGCGCUUGAGCAUUCUGUCAGCAUGGGUUUCCCACAAAUCCAGCAAAGACUCCUUCAGCCACAGCUCCUCGCAAGCCCGUACAGAAGCCCUUGUGAAAAGCCCUCCGCUUUUAGUCGCCUCAGUGGUAGCCAGCAUUAUAUUUGCUCCCUCGACUGCGGCUUUUCCUUCGCAGCGGCCUCUGUAUGGGCUUGCGAGGAGCUGUUGCCAGCUUUGUGGGAAACCCAUACUGAUGGAAUCCAGUCAAGCACAGAGAAAUACCUUUUACUAAGGUAAGAGACCAAACAGUCUAGUCUAACACAUGCUAUUUAAAAUCUGAGGUACCUAAAUAUUUUAGGUAAAUCUACCUAGCCUAAUUUGUAAAACUUGGCUUUAACAAAGUAGAUGUUGCAGUGUUCAGAAGUCAAGAAAUUUCAUUAUUUUUGCUUUUAUUAGGAAAAGAUUUAAUUUUGUCUUAGUCAAAAAUUCAGAUGUUGCCUUUUUUAACCAAGCUUCAUCACCGUAUUUUAUAAACUACUAUUUUUAUCAGGCUCUGUUAUUUAAUCACUUUGAAGGUGUGUUAGGUUCUGGAAACAUCCUGCUGCUACAUCAUAAUAAACAUCCUGCAAAUACAAAUUCCUGAAAGAUGAAAACUGCCAGUUUACUUGAGGAAAUUUUGUGCAUUACCAGUUUAUUUGAUUACCAGGACAUCCUAGGACUUUCUGUGUUUAGAGGUUUGGGUAUAUUAAAGAAGUGUGGAAACAUGAAUUUGAUAAACUAGUGCCUAUGAUUUACUUAACUUAUGUUUGAUAAUAGUUGUAAGGGUUUUAUGAAUGUGGAUUAUUUUUUUUGUGCCAACAGGUCGGAAUUGUUGUAUGUAUGUAGGCAGAAAGAAAGGAGUUCUGCUUCCAAAGUUAUUUAAUUUUUUCCUCAGUGUUUGAAUGUUUUUGUAAAUGUUAAUAAAAAAGUGUAAAAAAGAAAAAAAAAGAAAAAUAUAAAUAUUCUUACCACAUUAUUUGAGUCCUUUUUAAAAAUAAAAUAUGUAUGUAAAAUGAAA